AUGUUCAAUCGGAGAGAUCUCCCGUCUGUUCCCAAUCCAUUUGCAUCUCGGCAGGACCCGGGACGUCCGUCGCCACAGGGCUACUCGAACCCCAACCAAGGGCCUCCACGGUAUGACUAUGGCCACAUCCCCAGUCCAGCGGGGCGUACUUCCGAUGGCGAUGUACCCAUGACUGACGCAUAUACACAUUCAAGAGGAAAUCCAGCUCCUCCCCAACAAAUGGGUAGAUCACCGCAACCAAUGCCUGGCCGCAUGCCGUCCGGCGGUAGCCCGACAUGGACACUCCACCCUAGCAAGAGUCCAAACGACAACUUCACCUUCGGUAACCUUGUCGCAGUAUCGCCCCAGGAUAUCCCACCGAGCCGCGACGGUAACGAUGUACUCCUCCUCAUCAAUGACCUUUUCGUCUUCUCCGCCCGCCCUCUGGAGGGCUUCCCACCGGGAUGCAUGAGCAUGUCGGACCCUCAGCGGACAUGGGCGAAUAUUGGAUUGAGAGAUUCCAUUAAAGUGCAGCUCUACGAUCCCUUUAGCCAAGGUGGUCAAGCUUACUUGGGCUCUGCGGACAUUGAAGUCAGCUUCGCCUCUGUGAAGAAGCGCGUGGAAGCUCCGUAUGACCAGGACGAGCUUGCAAAUGCUGUUAUUCGGAACUUCGAAAACCAACUGUUUGCCCCCGGUCAAAGGAUUCUCAUGGAUCACAAGAGCAUUCCCCUCCUGCUACAGGUUAAGACUGUCCAGCGAGUUGAUCUGACAUCAGAGAAGGCCGACCCUAAUGCCGGAGAAGUUGAGACUGAUCCUAGAGCUCGAGGAAUCAUCACGCGGCAUACCCAGCUCAACUUUUUCAAGGACUCUGCUACUGGUAUCAAUGUCAAAGCGUCUAAUCGCCGCCCUGCUGCGAACUCCAUCAUUCAGCCAGGCUUUAAGUUUGAGGAUAUGGGAAUUGGUGGUCUGGACUCUGAGUUUAGCACCAUUUUCCGUCGUGCCUUUGCAUCUCGCAUCUUCCCUCCGGGUUUGGUCGACAAACUUGGCAUUCAGCACGUCAAGGGUCUCUUACUGUAUGGACCUCCAGGUACUGGUAAAACUUUGAUUGCUCGACAGAUCGGUAAAAUGCUCAAUGCGCGAGAGCCGAAGAUUAUCAAUGGUCCUGAAGUUUUGAACAAGUAUGUUGGUCAGUCUGAAGAGAACAUCCGUAAGAUGUUCGCGGACGCCGAGAAGGAAUACAAAGAGAAGGGUGAUGAGAGUGGCCUCCAUAUCAUCAUUUUCGAUGAGUUGGAUGCUGUUUGCAAGCAGCGUGGCAGUGGGGCUGGCGGCGGUGGUACCGGCGUUGGCGACAGUGUUGUCAACCAGCUGCUGUCUAAACUGGAUGGUGUUGACCAGCUUAAUAACAUUCUGUUGAUCGGAAUGACUAACCGAAUGGAUAUGAUCGAUGAGGCUCUGCUGCGUCCUGGUCGUCUGGAAGUUCACAUUGAGAUCUCUCUUCCAGAUGAGCAGGGCCGAAGCCAAAUCCUCAAGAUUCACACCGAGAAAAUGCGCACCAAUAACGUGUUGGACUCAGAUGUUGACCUGCCCGAGCUUGCACACUUGACCAAGAACUUUUCAGGUGCUGAAAUUGCCGGUCUGGUCAAGUCUGCUUCCUCCUUCGCUUUCUCUCGCCAUGUCAAGGUUGGCACCAUGGCCAGCAUCAAUGAUGACGUUGUGAACAUGAAGGUCAACCGGGGCGACUUCCACCAUGCACUGACCGAAGUGAAGCCUGCAUUUGGUGUUUCAGAAGAAGAGCUCUCCAGUCGCCUUCAGUAUGGUGUCAUCCACUACUCUGAAACCAUCAAUGAGAUCCUGCGGGAAGGAGAGCUAUUUGUUAAGCAAGUUGGUCAGGCCGAGUCUACUCCUCUCUUCUCUGUCUUGCUUCACGGUCCCACUGCCAGUGGUAAGACAGCUCUUGCCGCACGCAUCGCCAUUGAUUCCGGAUUCCCCUUUAUCAAACUUAUUAGCCCGGAGGACAUGGUUGGCUUCAGCGAACCGGCCAAGAUUCAACAUAUCAGCCGAAUCUUCGACAGUGCCUACAAGUCGAAUACCAGUAUCGUUGUCGUUGACAACAUUGAGCGUAUCAUCGACUGGGUGCCUAUCGGUCCCCGGUUUAGCAACAGUGUCCUGCAGGCACUUAUGGUCUUCCUCCGGAAGCCACCCACUCAUGGGCGUCGCUUGUUGAUUCUGGCUACAACAACCGAGCGUGCUUUGAUGAAGCAAUUGGAUAUCUACAACUCAUUCAACUCGGAUAUUUUCGUUCCUAACGUUAAGUCAUUUGGUGAGCUGCGCUUCGUUAUGGAAAAGUCUGGUGCCUUUGAUGCCCAGGAAAUUGCUCGUGCUCUCGAAGGAGUCGGUGGCUUGGCAGAUGAUGGCCGUGUCAAUGUUGGUAUUAAGAAGGUUCUUCUGGGAAUUGAGACUGCCAAGCAGGACUCUGACAAGGUCGGCCGGUUUGUUCGUGUCAUUAACCGGGCCAUUGAGGAGGAACGGUCAUUCUCUUAA
Penicillium malachiteum is the source of this 2520-nucleotide messenger RNA. Its product is annotated as AAA family ATPase SEC18. Gene Ontology annotation, biological process: Golgi to plasma membrane protein transport; intra-Golgi vesicle-mediated transport; SNARE complex disassembly. The record is from RefSeq and is a predicted model, not a curated record. Bases 1 to 2520 code for a protein of 839 amino acids. The transcript has 3 exons. Gene Ontology annotation, cellular component: Golgi stack. Lineage: Eukaryota; Fungi; Ascomycota; Eurotiomycetes; Eurotiales; Aspergillaceae. Gene Ontology annotation, molecular function: ATP binding; ATP hydrolysis activity.